Thamnophis sirtalis is the source of this 3476-nucleotide messenger RNA. The record is from RefSeq and is a predicted model, not a curated record. Lineage: Eukaryota; Metazoa; Chordata; Lepidosauria; Squamata; Natricidae.
GCUUCAAUAGUAUUUCUUUUUGAAAUGUAUGUUUUCCCCUGUUGCUUUAUUUUAAUAGGCCAAAAGUUACUCAAUAAUCCACCAAUAUUCCAAUUGUCCAGAACACCAAAUAGCCAAUAUUAGAAGAAUUUGCUCAAUCCCGAACUGUUCCUCAGAAUCCACAAUUUUUUUAGUUCUCAAAAUCUGCCCAUUUACUCCCUGUGAGUUAUCCAAAUUUGUAAAAAAUGGAAGUUUUCUUCUUUUGCCUCAUAAGAUGUUCUAUCAAACAAUAUUUAUAAUCCAGAAUGGCCCACUAAAUUUCCCGAUGUCUCAUUAAACCACCAUUUGACCAAGUCAAAUGUUCAGUUUUGAGGACAAUUCCUAUUGUUUAUAAUCCGCACUACUUUGAAGAGCUUCAAAAGGCUCACCAGUUACUCCCAAACAACCAGAAAGCAAAUAGACAUAAAAUGAAAAACAAAAAGACAGUCUCUCAGGUGUUGUUUGCUUUCACUUUGUUUCCCUUCUUAUCAAUUCUGGCUUCCCAUCAAGGCCUUUUUCAACCAUGUAGUAGUAUAGUAUCUUUAUUCACUAGUAGGUGGCAUCCACGCUCUAAGUUCCAGCAUUAAAAAGAAGCAGAAGAUACAACAGCUGUUUGUCAAAUGAUCAAAAGGUCCAUUUUUAAAAUACAAUCUCUUCCAGUAGUCACAUAUUAUCAGCAAAUUAAAAUCAUUUUUCACAGUAGUACAAGUUCCAGUCCGGUCUUUCUAUAUUUUAAAACUUCAUUGUCUUCCAUUUAAAUUUCAUUUCUCUUUUGGGUCUAUAAUCUCCAUGUGCUAACUCGCACCUUUCCCAGUGCUUUGGAGAGUCUUUCAAAAAUUCUUUUUUACUUGGGGUUGAAUUUCUAAUACAGUAGUUUAAAAUCGUUUCAUCCAGUUCCAAUGCUCUGUUCACAAACUGCUCCAGCUCAUUAGUAUUUCUUCUUUGGUUGUCCAGCUUCGGUGCGGCCUUAAUAGCUGUCUCUCUUCUUCGUUGGUUGGGAGGGUGCCUUGGAUCAAGUGGCAGAGCGUGAUCAGCAGGGUGUCCCUCCUUUCUUUGUCACCCCUGUGGGGUGACUUUAGCCCGUUACGGCCUCCUAAUGAAGAAGGAUUGGCCGGGAUUUGCGGAGCCACACUACUCACAAUUGUCUUGCUGUGACACCAAAUCGGAUGUCUAACAGAAUUGUUAGCCGGCUAGAUAAUAAUUGGAAAAUAUUUUCAAUGCUGGGAGAAUGCUACAUGAAGAGAAUGCAGCGCAAUGGGAAAAGUCACUGGUCUAUUCUUCAAAAACUGUUGGUCUCUGAUUUUUAUUAAGGCAAGUCAUUCAACUUCAAGCUCAGAAAUAGGGCAUAAUGGAUUGCAACAUGAGCCAGAGAAACAAGGGCAAUUUCAUUCUAUUAGAUUGAAGUUGCUAACCCAAAGCUUAAAAAAAAAACCUUCGUGUGGCAUUACUGGCCUCUCUCAGCAAAACAUGCAUAUUUCCGCCCUUCACCUCCACUUUAUUAUAAAAGUGCCCCUUUCAAAAUUCGUGUGUAUAAGGGCAUGAACGCAGGCCCGCGUCACUUUUUCAGUCCAACUCUUUUCUCGCCUUAAGUGAGGGCAAACAGCGCAGGGCUGAGGGGAUCUCCCCGCCUUAUGAAGAAGUACACAGCAGUAACCUUUGUUGCGUUUAAAGGCCAAUGCGCUGCGAGCGGAUGCCUCUCCGGAUACCACGUCCGUCCUGACCCCAGGAACUUCUCCGAGCCCUUUUACCUCGCCCCCGCCUCCUCCUUUCGUGAGGGGCAUGGCGAGGAGGUCGAAGGAAAAGGAGCGCUAGUCGACAAUCACGGCGCCAAGGAAACGCACUCCGACAACUGGGUCUGUCGGGCGGCGCCUGGUUCUUCCCUCGCGCAUGCGUACCUCCGCUCCGGGUUCAGCGUUCUCCAGAGGAUCUGCCUCACGCUCUCUUUUAAGCCCUUCCGCUCCGUUCCCGCGGCUGGUAGCGGAAGUGAACCUAGCUCAGAGAAGAAGACCGAAAAAACCCGAUUCGGGAAGGAAAAGUGGGGAUGCGCUUGGAUUGCGUUGCUGCUGCUGCAGUGGCGAGGAGUCCGAGCCGAGGAAGUGAAAAAAGAAUCUUUCCCCAAGCAGGGCGGCCGACAAUUUGGAAGAGGGAGGCACAAGGUUGCACAUUUUCAACAGCUGCCUAAGGAUGAAAAUGAAAUAAUGAUUCCUGUUCUAACUUCCAAAAAAGCAAGUGAAUUAGCAGUCAAUGAAGUGGCAAGCAUUCUUCAGGCUGAUAUUCAGAAUGGCUUGAAAAAUUGUGAAGUUUGCCAUAGAAGGGCCUUUCAUGGUUGGAAUGAAUUUGAUAUUACUGAAGAUGAACCACUAUGGAAAAAAUAUAUUUCUCAGUUUAAAAAUCCUCUGAUUAUGCUUCUCCUGGCUUCUGCAGUCAUCAGUGUUAUAAUGCAUCAAUUUGAUGAUGCCGUCAGUAUCACUGUGGCAAUACUUAUUGUUGUUACAGUUGCCUUCGUUCAGGAAUAUCGUUCUGAAAAAUCUCUUGAAGAAUUGAGUAAACUUGUACCUCCAGGAUGUCACUGUGUUCGAGAAGGAAAGGUAGAACAUACACUUGCAAGAGACUUAGUUCCUGGAGAUACUGUUUGCCUAUCAGUGGGUGAUAGAGUUCCUGCAGAUUUGCGCUUAUUUGAGGCAAUUGAUCUCUCUAUUGAUGAAUCGAGUUUGACAGGUGAGACAACUCCAUGUUCUAAAUGCACUUCUCCCCAACCAGCUGCUAUGAAUGGAGAUCUCACUUCAAGAAGCAACAUUGCUUUUAUGGGAACACUAGUUCGAUGUGGAAAAGCCAAGGGGAUAGUUAUUGGAACUGGUGAAAACUCUGAAUUUGGUGAGGUUUUCAAAAUGAUGCAAGCAGAAGAAGCACCAAAGACACCUUUACAAAGAAGCAUGGAUCUACUAGGGAAGCAGCUUUCCUUGUAUUCCUUUGGUAUAAUUGGAAUAAUUAUGUUAGUUGGUUGGUUGCAAGGAAAACAUAUUCUUGACAUGUUUACCAUUGGUGUCAGCUUAGCUGUUGCUGCCAUCCCGGAAGGUCUUCCAAUUGUUGUAACAGUAACAUUGGCUCUUGGUGUCAUGAGAAUGGUUAAGAAACAGGCCAUUGUGAAAAAAUUGCCAAUUGUUGAAACUUUAGGAUGUUGCAAUGUAAUUUGUUCAGAUAAAACUGGUACACUGACAAAAAAUGAAAUGACUGUAAUUCAUAUAUUCACAGCAGAUGGACUACAUGCUGAGGUUACUGGAGUGGGCUAUAAUAGAUUUGGGGAAGUCAUUGUUGAAGGUGACAUUGUCCAUGGAUUUAGCAAACCAUCUAUUGGCAGAAUUGUUGAGGCUGGGUGUGUGUGCAAUGAUGCUAUAAUUAGAAACAACACUUUAAUGGGGAAACCAACUGAAGGAGCCUUAAUUGCUCUUGCUAUGAAG